AUGUUACGCCUCAUCGUCUUUAUUGCAAUAUUCAUAUCAAAUUCAGUCAGUGAUAAUCUUACAUUUACGCCAACGGCAAUUCGAAUUUCACUUAAUGAAUUACCUGAUCCUUAUGCGACGUCCUCUGUAAGAAAAUCACCUAAAAUCGUUAGUCCUCCAAGUAAUCCAAAGUUUUAUUUACCGGAAAAUUUUACCAUAUCAGUUUAUAAAGAUGACUUGAAUCGACCACGUUGGUUGUGUUAUACGCCCACUGGUGAUUUACUCGUUACAGAGAUUGGUGCAAAUAAGAUCACCAUUCUCAUUGAUACAAACAAUGAUUCAUAUCCGGAUGAAACACAAACAUUUGCUGAUUCGUCAAACGGGUUAAAUCAACCAAUCGGUAUGGUAUUUUUCAACGGAUAUUUUUAUGUUGGAAAUCAGGUGGAUGUUCGACGUUAUCCGUAUCAAAAUGGAAGUCGUAGUAUUCAAGGCACAGGUCAAAUAUUGAUGAGAUUUCCUGGAGGAGGACAUUGGACAAGAAAUAUCGUUAUUGCACCUACAAAUGAUCGACUCUAUGUUACAAUAGGAUCAGCGAGUAAUGUAGAUGAAGAACCCUCGCCUCGUGCAACUGUACAAGUAAUAAAUUUAGAUGGUACAAAUAAUCACACAUUUGUCUCAGGAGUUCGUAAUCCAGUCGGUUUAGCAUUUCAUCCGGUGACAAACGAUCUUUAUGCUGCCGUACAAGAACGUGAUCUCUUAGGCGAUGAUUUGGUGCCAGAUUAUUUCACUCAUAUACAACAGGACGAAUUUUAUGGCUGGCCAUACUCUUAUUUAAGUUCGAAGAAUAUCGAUCCAAGACGUAGAUUUACUAAUGGCACAAGCGAACGACCUGAUUUAGUUGCACAAACAAAAAGUCCAGAUGUUUUAUUUCAAGCUCAUUCAGCCGUUCUCGAUAUGCGAUUUUAUACAGGAAAAUCAUUUCCACAACGAUAUCAAAAUGGCGCAUUUGCUACAUUAAGAGGCUCAUGGAAUAAAAAUACCGGUACCGGAUAUAAAAUUGUUUUUAUUCCAUUCGGUUCAGAUAAUCGUCCUUUAGGCUACUAUGAAGACUUUAUCUACGGCUUUCUAACGAAACCAGAAGUUCCUGAAACAUUCGGGAGACCAGUUGGUCUACUCGUUCUGAAAGAUGGUAGUUUACUUUUAACUGAAGAUGGAAAUGGACGAAUAUACCGUGUUCAGUUCAACGGUUCAAAUGAAUUUAGUUUCUCAUACGUUGUUAUGGUAUUUAUUACAUUUGCUAAAUCAUUGUUCACACUAAUUUCCAAUUUUAUGUGA
Messenger RNA from Didymodactylos carnosus, 1314 nucleotides. NCBI's taxonomy places the organism in Eukaryota, Metazoa, Rotifera, Eurotatoria, Philodinida, Philodinidae. The record is from the annotation of a GenBank genome assembly.